Messenger RNA from Rubroshorea leprosula, 1109 nucleotides. Lineage: Eukaryota; Viridiplantae; Streptophyta; Magnoliopsida; Malvales; Dipterocarpaceae. The record is from the annotation of a GenBank genome assembly.
AGCUCACCUGCAGUGGCAAAUCACCCCCUCUGUUAACACCGGCACCAUCCUUCCGUUAGCUUUUAACAGUUCGCUCAUAAGCCCUUCCUCCGUCAAUGUCGUCGAGUACCACCGACCCAAAAGUCAUCUUCAAGCUGGCUCUCCGCGUGGUCUGUGUCUCCUGGCAAUAUGCCGCUCAAUUACUCUAUUUACGCUAUCUCGGACUCAAAUCCAAUGCUCUAUUAGUAUUGCUUCCGCUGGAGAAUCAAACAGGCCGACAAUGCUGUCGGAUCUACAACUAUUGCUCCCACAAAAUCCACAGGAUUUUUCUACCACAACUCCAGGGAGGAUGGUAUACUGCAUCCUCUCAUGGCUGGCUUCUCACCGUUGCCAAUCAAGCCAUUCAUCUUUUAAAUCCCAUCACCAGCACCACCGUUAGGCUUCCUCCUGAGAAACGAUUCAGGAGGCCGGAGAUCUGCCUGAUGAGUUCCAAGAAGCCGGAGUUUACGAGGGUGAUCACCUCCACCAUUCCAAGGGAUCCUCUCUGCAAAGUCCUGGCCAUCCAUCCCGGUAAACACGGACAUAGUUUUUCCUUUUGCAGAACAGGGGAUCAUGCAUGGAUCAGAAUACACAACUUCGUGGGACGGUGUUCCGAUGCAAUAUUCUACAAGGGUGACUUCUACGCCAUUGAUUUUUACGGUUACAUCUGGGUUAUUCAACCUACCGUCAACAACUUUCAGAAAGCAGUGAAACUGAGUGUAGAACCAGUCAAAGAGGGAUGCCAAUGCUUUUACUUGGUGGAGGUGAAGGGUGAUCUGUUGAUAAGGGUGAAGAAACAAUGUUUACUCAGUGCUUGUUAUAUUUACCGAAUGGACUGGGAGAGGAAAUCAUGUUCGGAUGAAAGUUAACGAAAGGAUGGUGCCGGUGUUAACAGAGGGGGUGAUUUGCCACUGCAGGUGAGUUGAGGGGGUGAUUUGCGCGUGAAGUGGGUUGAGGGGGUGAUUUGCCACCAGUGGUUGAGUUGAGGGGGUGAUCUGCACCUUUUGCCAAAGAUUAGCUACCUCAAUUCACUAUUAUUUUCAGUGUUUUUUUUUCUUUUUCUUUUAAAGCAAAAAAUACCGCUUUAGUAC